This is a messenger RNA of Botrytis fragariae, 1770 nucleotides long. Its product is annotated as putative oxidoreductase-like protein. The transcript is spliced from 3 exons. The record is from RefSeq and is a predicted model, not a curated record. The coding region runs from base 1 to 1770 and encodes 589 amino acids. NCBI's taxonomy places the organism in Eukaryota, Fungi, Ascomycota, Leotiomycetes, Helotiales, Sclerotiniaceae.
AUGUCUCCGCAAGAUUUUGUUGAAGCAAACUCGCUUUCUGGUCUGAUCCAGCUUGCUGGAAACCCUCCGAAGUAUCCACGAAAUCCAACCGAGCAGAAAAGGGCCAAUCUAGUUCUCUAUAUCGCCAGAGUACCUGGUAGCAAUGAUAUCAUUCUUACAACCUUGAAACCACUACUCAAGAAUGUCACAUCCGAAGAUGUCGCAAACUCUUUAUACUACUUACAUCUAAAUUCGGAUGAGGAUGCCCAACUCUUACCCGAAGAGCAGCCGAUUCCCUCCCGGGCACUGUCUAAAAAGACUUUACCCCGCAAACCUCUACCUGAUGGCUCUAGGGCCCAGUCUUUGGAUAUUGAUAGGCAGAGUGUGUUGAAUUUAGAGCGCCUACAACACCAAGCACCUACGCUAGAUAUCCAGAAGGAUGAUACUUCGGGACACGAUGACAUCGUGUCCCCGCGUGACAACGUUGCCAAUAAGCCAAUGGUAGCAGAAGCAGGUAGUUCUCGGCGGGUCGUAGGUCAGCAUCCUUCUAUGGCGCGAUCAAAUACCGUCAACAGAAAGCCUCUCACGAAAAUAAUGCCUCAAAAUUCGAUAUUCACUCCAGAGUCUUCUCAGAUUGGCAGUCCUAUUCACAAUGAUCUGGAAACAUCACACCGGCCUCAAAGUAGCCAUACGAUGUUUGAAAGACCCAAACCAGUUGACGAUUCUGCGAAGGCAUUUUCGAUAACCAUCAUUCGACGAGAUCCAACCUCGGGCGCCCAAUGGAAUGUCGGCAUAGUUGAGGGAAAAUCAAAUCCUCCCACUGUAGGGAUGACGGCAACUAAAAAACCUUACUAUGACAUUUCUGUGCAUAUCACAACGCCAGGCUAUACCUAUUUCCGCAAUCAUACUCACCCGAUAGGCAAUAACAAGCUCGGUGUGACGCAAAAGGCUGGGGUCUCCGGAUCUGGGUUUCACAGUCAAAUAUCGAUGGAAUGGGCUAGUUCAUGGAAUCAAACUUUCAAACAACACAGAAGGGCAAUAUCUGAUUUCUCGACAAAUCACAGCAGAAAUAACAGCGGCAGCUCGGAAGGUCCGCAGGAAUCUGAUCCAGAAAAUCGGUCCGCAGAUGGGUCCGAAAAUUCUCGCGCCAAGGGUUACACGUUCUUAAGUCCUUGGGGAGGUACCUGCACUUUCUCCACCGGUGGCGCUGGCCGGUCCUUACGUUGUCUACACAAGCUACCAGCCCCAGUCUCCGCAGAUUCCACCGCCUCUUCGUCAAGCUCUGUAACUGUGAGCGAACUUCGCUUCAAUUUACCAAGUUCAGAUUUAUUCGAUAGAGAGAAGAUGGACUUGGCUGCAGCUCAAGUCAAGAGUGGGUCGACUAAGCUCACACGAAAACUAGGAAGUUUCCGUAAAAGACUAUCUAAGUCUAGCCCUCACCAUCCAUCUGAAACUCAGCUGCAUCAAACGUCUCAUGCUAUCCCAUACGCAAGUGAUGGGACGGAUCUUUCCCAUCUACCACCUAGACCUUCCUCGAUCAACUCAUCAUUUGAAGAAGACUCUCCGCCCUUGACACAAAGAUUAAAUGACUUCUUAGACGAGCUGACAAUCUCGAAUGAUAAUGACGAUCGGCUGGACCUUAGUAUUGGACAGGAAAAGGCCGGUGGUGGGAAUAGAGGCAAGCGUGCAAAACUUGGAAAACUUAUCAUCCAUGAUGAAGGCUUGAAGAUGUUAGAUCUAAUCAUAGCGGCCAAUAUUGGCGUUUGGUGGACCAUUUGGAACCCAAACUAG